AGUUAUAAACGAAAGGUCCAAAGGGGGAAGAAAAUGGAAGAUUGAACUGAGCAAAAUAGAGGAGGGCCGCCUGUGAUUGAAUUCGGUCGGAGCUUGUGCUAAACGAAAAUGGCGGCUAAACUCCUACUCUCUCAAUUCCAAUUGGGAGGAAUAUCUCCAUCAUCUCAACCUCGCUGCUUCCACUAUCUAAGCAACUCCAAGGAAAUUAGGCGGGACCAUCAACUGCCUCAGAGCGAUCAUCGUCCAAAUUCAUUAUUAUUCGUCGCAGGAAGGAAGAAAAGUAGAAGAAGGACGAAAGACAAUAACAAUUGGAAGAGUAGAGCAUCGUCGCCUGCAGUAUGCUGUUCUCUAGUUGAUUCUCUCAGCAGCGGUACCGACAUUAUGUACCAACCGCUCUCUGAUUCCUUCUCCUCUUCGUUUUUUCUACUGGCAGCGGAUAGCGGUUAUUCCCUGGCUAGCUAUUACACUUCUCUUGGACUCUUUGUGAUCUCUGUUCCUGGAUUAUGGUCACUUAUCAAGCGUUCUGUAAAAUCAAAGAUUGUGAAGAAGACCUAUGUCCUAGGGCAAGGGAAACUCCCCAAUCAGGUGGCUGGCCAAAUAUUGUCUUUCUUCACUCGGAAUAACUUCGCUGUUGUGGAUAGAGGAGAGACGAUUACGUUUGAGGGCACAAUCGUUCCAAAUCGAGGACAAGCAGCUCUUCUAACAUUUUGCACAUGUAUCAGCCUAGCAAGUGUUGCUCUUGUUCUCACCAUAACAGCACCAGAUGUUGGCAACAAAUGGUUCUUGAUUACUUCCUUAAGUCCAUUAGCCGGGUUGUAUUACUGGAGAAAAGCAUCAAGAAAGGAGCAGAUACAAGUGAAAAUGAUCGUGAACGAUAAUGGAGUGCCAUCAGAGAUCAUUGUUCAAGGUGAUGAUGUACAAGUUGAAGAAAUGAGGAAAGAACUUGAACUCAAUGAGAAGGGAAUGGUUUAUGUCAAAGGAGUUUUUGAACGAUAAAAUGUCUUAAAUUAACAUGAUGGAUGAUAACGAUGAUGAGAAACUGCAUUCUCUUUGUUU
Impatiens glandulifera is the source of this 1056-nucleotide messenger RNA. Its product is annotated as protein COFACTOR ASSEMBLY OF COMPLEX C SUBUNIT B CCB1, chloroplastic. NCBI's taxonomy places the organism in Eukaryota, Viridiplantae, Streptophyta, Magnoliopsida, Ericales, Balsaminaceae. Bases 109 to 996 code for a protein of 295 amino acids. The transcript has 4 exons. The record is from RefSeq and is a predicted model, not a curated record.